AUACUCGGCGUUCUUGAACGGCCCCUCAUGCGAUUUUCACCGCGAGCGCAGUAGACAGGUACGCGUUUGUCGUAUCUCAGUCACUGAUACGCCGUCGUCAACAUUGUCAAAACCGCGAUCGCAACAGAAACAACGACAAAAAAAAACACAUCGCGACCGAUAGGAUAAAACGAACAGCCAAAAUGGAAACAGGACAACGGCCCGAUAACAGACCCUCGUCGAACGGAGUACGAACAGCAUCAAACAUUUUAUUAGAUUGUUUACCAUUGAUCACGAGAAUUUUAGUAGGAAUUCUUCAUACGAUAUACGCAUUCAUCAACCUAGCAUUUGCCAGCAUAUAUCCAGUAGAAAAAUCUUUAAAAGAUAAAGUCGUACUUGUGACUGGCGCCGGCAGAGGACUUGGCCGGGAGAUGAGCUACCAGCUGGCCAAGGAGGGUGCAAAAGUGGUGUGCGUGGACAUAAACGCGGAAGGCGUCAAGGAGACGGCGGAAGUGAUCAACGGCGGCCGGACGGGCGAGGACGCUGUAGCCGACUUUUACACGACUAACGUGGCCGAGCCGAGCCAGGUUAACGAACUGGCCAAAGCCGUGGAAGAUAAAUGGGGCAAGGUGGACGUGCUGAUCAACAACGCGGGUAUUGUGGCCAGCGCGCCUUUGAUGGACACCACCGACGAUCAAAUCAAGCGCAUGAUCGACGUCAACCUGAUUUCGCACUUUUGGAUGAUACGCGCCUUUUUGCCGGCCAUGCAGAAACGCAACGAAGGUCACAUCGUGGCAACGUCCUCGGCGGCGGCGUUCACGUGUGCGGCUAACAUCGUGCCUUACGCAGCCACCAAAUACGGUGUCACUGGUUUGAUGGCCAGUUUCAGAGAAGAACUCAGGGGCAACCCGUCAAACAACAUAAAAACCACUACUGUUCACCCGUUCUUUUUGGACUCAGCCCCGAUAAACGUCAAACACUGGGAAGUCAAGUCAGUAUUGCCAAUUGUUUCGAUUCCACAAGUUGCCCAAGCAGCAAUUCAAGGCAUUAAAAGAGAAGACGCCAUUGUAACCGUUCCAGAAUCGUUAAGACUGAGCAUGCACAUGUUAUGGAUGUUGCCACAGAAAUCAGCUGAUUAUUGGCGAGAUACUUUUGCUUCAAAAAUCGAUAAAGCUUAAUUUGUUUUAAACUUAUAUUAUUGAAUUGAAUAACUUAAAAAUUAAAAUAUUUGUUGUAUUGUGUAUAUAAAAUGUAAUUAUAGGCAUCAUAAAAUUUGUUCAACAAGUAUUGGUACGUACAUAAUAUAAUUAAAGAUAACUACAGAUAUUUGUGAGUGCUAGUAUUGUAGUAUCAAUUCAAAAUUUUAAAAUUCAAUUCAGUUCUCCAUUUAUUUAUUUCAUUGAGUAAAUAUUUAGUAGUAUAGGUACCCAUAAUACCAAAUUUACUUACUCACUAUAUUUAUAUUUUAUAUUUUAAGUCACAAUGUAUGAUUAUAAAUACUAAAAUUAUAUUUAAAAAAUACCUGUAAUAAUUUAAUAGUUAAUAUUAUUAUAAACUUUUUACAAU
Molecule: messenger RNA, 1545 nt
Organism: Aphis gossypii (cotton aphid)
Lineage: Eukaryota; Metazoa; Arthropoda; Insecta; Hemiptera; Aphididae
Product: estradiol 17-beta-dehydrogenase 11-like
Exons: 7
Coding region: 183-1157 (324 amino acids)
Cellular component (GO): lipid droplet
Molecular function (GO): oxidoreductase activity, acting on the CH-OH group of donors, NAD or NADP as acceptor
Source: RefSeq, a predicted model, not a curated record